Molecule: messenger RNA, 1844 nt
Organism: Cyclopterus lumpus (lumpfish)
Lineage: Eukaryota; Metazoa; Chordata; Actinopteri; Perciformes; Cyclopteridae
Gene: lysmd1
Product: LysM, putative peptidoglycan-binding, domain containing 1
Exons: 4
Coding region: 255-1232 (325 amino acids)
Source: RefSeq, a predicted model, not a curated record
GUCGAACACGGGCCGGUAGGAGCACACCACGCACGUGUACCUGGCGACAGAACCGACACAGAACCUCAACUUCCCGUGUCCACGUGUUACUUUACGGCCAUUGACCACCAACAAAAACAACAUGUCAAGUCACCUCCCGUUGUUCAUGAGCGCCGCUUCGUCUUCCGGUAUGAAAUGAGACAGAAGAUCCGCGACGCGACGUUUCUGAAACACACGAGACAACGAGGAGUCGCACUACAGGCAUUACAAUUGUCAUGAACGCAACGCAUGUGACGGCUCACGGGACCGGAUACGGACCGACUCGGCAGCCAUGGCAACAUACGUCAGCCGACGGCAGGAGCCGGCCGAGCGCGAGACGAACUUUAUCAGCAACUUUUAACGGCGAAGCGGGGCUCGCGACCACCAUGUCCUGGCAGCCGUCCAGGUGCCUCUUCCCGUUCCCGUGGCCCGUCGGCGUGUGUCAAAAUAUGUCCGGGGAGCGCGCGCCAUGGCGACAUAUGUCGGCCGACAGCAGCCAGCCGAGCAACUUCGGUGCAACUUUUAACGCCGAACCGCCCGCCGGAAGGAGCGAGCUGCUCCGGGGGGGCCGCGCCAGGUCUUACGGGAGUUUGGUCCGGUCUCCGCUGUCUCCGGUCCGGCAGAGACGCGUCGAGCACCAGGUUCAGCCGGAGGACACACUCCAAGGCCUGUCCCUGAAAUACGGAGUUUCUAUGGAGCAAAUCAAACGGGCCAACAGGCUGUACACCAACGAGUCCAUAUUCCUGAAGAAGUCCCUGUGGAUCCCCGUCCCGUCGGACCCGUCGGACCCCCGCGGCGACUGGGUGGAUUCGGUCUCGGAGGGCGACGACGACGUCGAAGGCGUCUCCGUGGCCCGCCGCGACUCCUCGCCGACCGACGGGCUCGAGGCGAGCUCCUCUGAGAGGAAGCCAAGCGGCGGCGACGACGACGGCAAAGAGCGUCCGUCGGACCUCACGCCGGUGGACUUUUUGAAAAGGCUGGACGGCUUGAUAAGCCAGUCCAAGCAGGCGGCCGCCGCCAGGGGAGGCCAGGACGGGGAGGAGAGGGUCGCUGCCAUAGAAGCGGCUUGCACCAGCGGGACGUCGGACCUGCGGCCGCCCGCGAGGUCCCAGAGUGUCACUUCGUUUCCCAGGGUGCACCUGGCCGCGCCGCUGGCCGCCACCAAGCGCACCAAGAAGCUGAGGGACCGGGAGGAUGAGCUCUUCCAGCUGUGACGCGCUUCAUCCUCGAGUAUGGACUCGGAAGCUCGAAACGUUUAUUUUCAUACAGCAGUAUAAUAUAUAUAGAUUUAUAUUUAUGGGAAGCUACACUUUAACAACUUUUGCAAACAUUGUUUUAUUUAUUUGUUGACACGUGCUGUAGCUCGCUAAAGGUUUAAAGAACAUCAGCCAAUGCAAGAAUAUGAAUUUACUUAAGUUAUCUCCUCUUUGAAUUUAAACACUGAUGUUUUAUAGCCAUAUUUAUAUUUAAAAAGAAAAGUCAUUUAGAGCAGAUUUUGACAAGUCUUUAUUGUUAAUGCGCAGACUUUUUUUUUGCUAGUUAAUUUUAGAAUAUAAGAAAUGUUUUGAACCCAUGGUCCGUAUGUAAAUACGUGUGCAAAAAAAAAGCACUUUAUAUUGGCAAACAACUUUCUGUAACUCUAUAGUUUAAUAGCUCAUUAUUGCAUAAACAAAAGAAGAAAAUAUAUUAGUGGUUAAACUCUUUAAUUUAUAUUUGACUUUUCUAUAAAGUAGAGUGUUCAACCGUUUUUUUUUUUUUUUGUAACACCACAGCCAAUCAUCAUAAAAACAUAAAAAUACAGGAUGAACAUACCUGCUUGUUUUGUA